CCAGUCGACUCUCCCCACACACUCAUUCAACACAUUCCCCUUUUUCGUUCAAGUUCCAGUUUUUUUGUAUAAAAAUGAAACAAGAUCAAAUUAUAUUCACGGACCAGCUGCUGCACCAUCGAUGCGUGGCCUCCCGGGUCGAAGAGACGCGCAAAACCUGGGUGGCGACGGAAUCCUGGUUUCCGGUGGCCCAGCAGGAAUACUACUCCCGCUACGGUGAGAUCUACAAGGAGUGCCACGAGCAGUACGGCCCCAGUUUUGAGUACUUUGCCAAGCGGAUUCGCCUGCGAAAAGACUUCCAGGCCAGCACAAAAUCAGCGGCUGAGGAGCGGGAGAGGGAGUCCUUUAUUUCGAUGGAACACCUGAAAGGCUACAAGGUAUCCCCGACCACCAAUGGGGAGUACGGCUUGGUGCUGCCUUCGCGUAUCUUUCACUGCUUCUAAAUUCAACAGUAUCUUUGACAAACAUAGGUCUUUUCUACAGUCUAUUUAGUGCUUUUGGUGGAGGCAUAAAUAGAUUUAUUAAACUCUUUUUUUGGACAAAUGACUGGAAGAAAAUAAUUAACAAUAUAAUAAAAUGUUCCCAACUGCAGA
Molecule: messenger RNA, 593 nt
Organism: Drosophila pseudoobscura
Lineage: Eukaryota; Metazoa; Arthropoda; Insecta; Diptera; Drosophilidae
Exons: 1
Coding region: 75-443 (122 amino acids)
Source: RefSeq, a predicted model, not a curated record